AUGCCGCGAAGAAUGCCCAAUCCGUUAAAUGGCGUGGACGACCUGAAGGAUAACUUCAUGGUAACCAACAUCAUAGAGACAUAUCGAAAGCAUAAAAAGAGAACUGCACUUCUCGCGGAAAUCAAAUGUAAAGAAUGCGACUUUAAAAUGUGCCCUGGAUGCAUAGGACAGCAUGACAGUGACCUGAGUACAAAUGCCCACGACCUCUAUGGACUUUGUCCAACUCAUGGCAAAGGACUACUGUUCUUCUGUAGCCCUUGUAAAGAAGCUGUCUGCAGUGGCUGCAGAAUAUCUGAUCACAAGCAGGGUGACCACCACUUGAUACCAAUCCGUCAAGUGGUUCGUGCUCUAAUGUCAUGCAUUCAGGCAUCUUUCACUGAACUUGAAGACGCGAAUAUGCCUCGAGUUGGAGAGCAUGAAACGAAACUGUCGCAGCUGCGUGAUAUCGUCCAGCAACAGUCGACUUCCGCUGAAAAGCAAGCGACUGUCUGUACCGAAAAAAACAUAGCUAAGAAUAGGGAAGACAUCCGGGAUCACCAGGCAAAGAGUCAAAAGAUACAAAAGAAAUCGGCGGUGUCCGGUAGUUUUCCGAUUGAAGCAUCUACCUGA
Molecule: messenger RNA, 609 nt
Organism: Lineus longissimus
Lineage: Eukaryota; Metazoa; Nemertea; Pilidiophora; Heteronemertea; Lineidae
Product: E3 ubiquitin-protein ligase TRIM56-like
Exons: 1
Coding region: 1-609 (202 amino acids)
Biological process (GO): protein monoubiquitination
Molecular function (GO): zinc ion binding; ubiquitin protein ligase activity
Source: RefSeq, a predicted model, not a curated record